AUGCCGCGCUUCGCCUUGGCUACAUGGACUCUACUGUCCUUCUUUGGCCCGGUCCUUGGGGAUGUUCAAGAACUGGAGCAGAAGCUUCAGAGGCUCAAGGCCAAGGCGGACGCGGAUCCACAGACUCAGCAGACCCUUGCUGACCUGGAGCAGCAGCUGAAGGGCCUCAAAGAGCAGCUGAAGAAGACCAAGGAUGAGAUGGAGAGGUCCCAGAAGGAGACGGCCCAGGCAGACGACCGGUGGGCUGGAGCCUGCUUUGCGAUGGCUGCGGAGGUUCGGGGCGGUAGCAUCUCAGAGGAGGACAUGCGCUUCCUGGAGCGCCUCGCCGAAGGGAACGUGACUUUGGAAGAGGCCGCCGAGGUGCAAUUGAUCCGACUGGCCACUGUGUGCCUGGGGAAGAGGCUGGAUGAAGGCUCGGAAGAUUAUGCCAAAGCUCGAGAGCUGCAGUUCCAGUUCAGCAGGGAGAGAAAACGAGGGCGGGUCCUCUCUCUGCCCGCCGAGUGGGUAGAAGAAGCGGAAGGGGCCGCGGUGAAGGAGCAGGCGCCAUGGACAGAGCGGGAUCAGCCAGUUUCAGCUGCUGUAGAUUGGGAAGUGGUGAUCGACUCCAGCUGA
Molecule: messenger RNA, 612 nt
Organism: Durusdinium trenchii
Lineage: Eukaryota; Dinophyceae; Suessiales; Symbiodiniaceae
Source: the annotation of a GenBank genome assembly